Molecule: messenger RNA, 2154 nt
Organism: Prunus dulcis (almond)
Lineage: Eukaryota; Viridiplantae; Streptophyta; Magnoliopsida; Rosales; Rosaceae
Exons: 2
Coding region: 1-2154 (717 amino acids)
Molecular function (GO): DNA binding; protein dimerization activity
Source: RefSeq, a predicted model, not a curated record
AUGAAUAGUGUGGGUAGUUCUAGUGAUGGGAAUACUAGUAAUAAUAAUGGGGAGCAUGGAGAUAAUGAUAAUACUCCUUUAUGGAAAUAUGUCAAGAAGCUUGAGAAAGAUGGUAAAGCCGGUGGCAAUACUUCAUUCCAAUGCAACUAUUGCCAAAAAACUUUCAAAGGAUCAUACUUUAGAGUGAAGAGUCACUUGUUAAAACUCAAAGGCAAUGGAGUUGCUAGUUGCACUAAAGUUACAAAUUCUCAUUUGAUGGAGAUGGAAAAAGUAGUGGAGGAAGCGGAAUUGAGGGUUAAAAUGGCACAACUUAGAGAUGUACCCUUACCCACCUCCAACACUUCAAGUCAAGGAGGUUCAAGUAGUGGUUUGGGUAUGAGUUCAAAUUGGUGUAGUGACUCAAAGAAGAGGAAGGGUAAUCCUAUUGAGAAAGCAUUUAACAAUAAUCUUAGAGAGCAAUUAGAUGGUGAGAUUGCAAGAAUGUUUUACACUGGUGGCUUGUCAUUUCAAUUUUCAAGGAAUCCUCAUUAUGUGAAUGCCUUUAGAAUUGCUUGUAGUAAAACACUUCCGGGUUACCAACCCCCCGGUUACAAUAUGUUGAGAACUACACUUCUCCGAAAAGAGAAGAAUAACAUUGAGGAGUGUUUGCAACCAAUGAAGAGGGCAUGGCAAAGUAAAGGGGUAAGUGUUUGUAGUGAUGGGUGGUCGGAUGCACAAAGAAGACCUCUCAUUAAUGUGAUGGCCGUUUGUGAAAGUGGGCCUAUGUUCUUGAAGGCAAUAAAUUGUGAAGGUGAGUGUAAGGAUAAAUUUUUCAUGGCGAACUUGCUUAUUGAAUCAAUCCGGGAAAUAGGUCCUCAAAAUGUGGUCCAAGUGGUCACCGAUAAUGCUCCGGUUUGUAAGGCGGCCGGACAUAUUGUUGAGGCAAAGUUUAAGCACAUCUUUUGGACACCAUGUGUGGUUCAUACUCUCAAUCUUGCUUUGAAGAACAUAUGCUCACCCGUGCCAAGAAAUCCGGAAGUGUAUGAGCAAUGUAGUUGGAUUUCAACAAUCUCAAGUGAUGCAUGGUUUAUUAAGAAUUUUAUUAUGAACCAUAAUAUGAGGUUGUCAAUGUAUAAUGAUCAUUGUAAGUUGAAGUUGCUCUCCGUUGCCGAGACACGUUUUGCUUCUACAAUUGUGAUGCUUAGAAGAUUUAAGCAAGUGAAACAAGGCUUAGAGCAAAUGGUUAUUAGUGAGCAAUGGGACAUUUAUAAAGAGGAUGAUGUGGUAAAAGCAAGAACGGUGAAGGAAAAAAUAUUGGAUGAGUGCUUUUGGGAGGACAUUGAUUACAUACUUAACUUUACUUCUCCAAUAUAUGAGAUGCUUAGGUUGAGUGACACGGAUAUGCCUUGUCUUCACUUGAUUUAUGAGUGGUGGGAUAGUAUGAUAGAAAAAGUGAAGACAAUUAUAUAUCGAAAGGAACGCAAGCAACUCAAUGAAGAGUCAAUGUUCUUCAAUGUGGUGCAUGAAAUUUUGGUGGACCGAUGGACCAAGAGUAGCACACCACUCCAUUGCUUCGCACACUCUCUAAAUCCUAAGUAUUAUUGCAAGGAAUGGCUUGAUAUGGCUCCUAAUCGUUGUCCUCCACAUAAAGACAUUGAGAUUACAAGGGAGAGGAAGAAAUGUAUUGAGAGAUUCUUUUCUAAUGAGGUGGAGAGAAGAGCGGUUAAUGAGGAGUAUGCCUCUUUUUCGGCAUGUAUUGAAGAUUUUUCGGGUAUGGACUCCAUGAAAGAUAGAGGUUUCAUGGCUCCGGUAAAAUGGUGGGUUAUCCAUGGAGCUUCCACACCAAAACUUCAAACCAUAGCAUUGAAGCUACUUGGACAUCCUUCUUCCUCCUCAUGUUGUGAAAGAAAUUGGAGCACUUACAACUUCAUUCAUUCUAUUAAGAGGAACAAGAUAACACCGGAAAGAGCGGAAGAUUUAGUAUUUGUGCAUAGCAAUCUUCGUCUCCUUUCAAGGAAAAGGCCCGAAUAUAAAGAAGGGGAAACUCAUAUGUGGGAUGUUGGAGGCGAUGCAUUUGAUUCCAUGGAUUUGGAAAAUGCCGGAGUGCUUGAGAUUGCAAACCUCUCUCUUGAUGAACCGGACUUAGAAGGCAUCAUAUUUACCCAUGAUGAAUGA